ACCAAACGUCGGCAAAAGAUGAAACGCCGUAAUGAAGAUUUGUCUCCGAGUGACGCCUCAAUUCCAAAGAAAGGAAAAACUGGUUUCGUAGUCAAGCAAAGAGUUCCCAGUGACGAAGAUUUAGAGAGGCUUUCACAGAAACUCAAAAAAUGGAAGACAUUAGGGCGUCGUCUCGAUAUUGAGGAAGCAAGAUUAACGGCGUUUGACGAGAAAAAUGAGGAAAAGUGUGAAAAAAUCUACAAAAUGUUAUUACAUUGGAAAGAGAGGAAUGGUUCAGCUGCAACAUACAUGGUCCUACAUGAUGCAUUGUGUGAUCCAUUGGUUAGUCGGAGAGAUUUAGCAGAGGAACUUUGCUGUCAAUAACAUGAAUGACUGUUUUUGUUAUUGACGCACAGAUAGCUUUUAUUUCUAUUUUUACUGAUUAUUCCACUGUCAAAUGAACAUGUAUCCCCAAUACGGCUACACUAUUACCAUAUGAAUUACUAAAUCAGUAAUCUUCCUUUUUCUCAUGGGAUCGUUUUUCUGCCUAUUCUACGCAUGCAUCUUUCUAUUUUUUUGAAUGGAAACGUCAAGUGAUAAAGUAUAUUGCUAGCUAUAUCCCACCCAUCACUUUUCGCACGAUUCUAUUGGCUACUUUACGACACGUGGUACAUCGGGUAGUUUUGACAAAAUAACCACCAUUUACGUCGAUAUUUGUCCCCCGAUUAUUUCCGUCAAAAAGAAACAAAGUCAGCGGGAAAAAGCCGGUCUUGAGUUUCACUUUUUUAUCUUUACUAUUGAACAUUUUGUAGAGUUCACUGGUGGUGAUAUUAAAAAGCUGAUCUUAAAAUGCUGGUCCAGAAAGUCAAAAAAAGUCAAAAAAAUUUUGCUGUCAACGCACGAUACGAAAAUUAAUGGGAGGGUUAUGGAUUAAAUGAAUCCACUUAUGGCAUGCUGGUAUUUCAGGUGAUAAUUUCCUUGGCUGAGAGAUUGUCUCGAAAUUUUUACCAUUUGCCCUUGAA
Pocillopora verrucosa is the source of this 1001-nucleotide messenger RNA. NCBI's taxonomy places the organism in Eukaryota, Metazoa, Cnidaria, Anthozoa, Scleractinia, Pocilloporidae. The record is from RefSeq and is a predicted model, not a curated record.